UGCAGUGCUAACAUGCAAACAUGCUAACCCAGGAAUGUACACGAUUAAAAACGGAGAACAAAACAACGGAAGCGGUCAAAAAGACUCCGCUUUGAGUGAGCAGAAGCCACAGGGGCUGAUAGAAAACCGAAGUGAAAGUUUUUAACUUUUUAAAAAGGUCUCUGUCCGCUGCUCGCUGGCCUGCUAGCGGCUGACCGAGCUGUUAGCACUUGAAAAAGUUGGUGGAGCCAGCGGGCGGAGGUGAGAUUGACCAGGAAUUAGACGGAGCCAUGACGGUGGAGGGCGUGAAGCACUCCCCGGUCCUGUCUGCGCUGUUCAGGAUGACAGAAGACUGUGAGCUGGCUGGAGCUGUAGAGUUCAUUAAAGAGCGUCUAUACUUCGCAACCUUACGCAGUAAACCCAAAAGCACUGCCAACACUCACUACUUCUGCACAGAUGAUGAGUUUAUCUACGAAAAUUUCUAUGCAGACUUUGGUCCUCUGAACCUGGCCAUGUUGUAUCGAUACUGCUGCAAGCUCAACAAGAAGCUGAAGUCCUUCACUCUGACCAGAAAGCGAAUUGUUCACUACACAAGCUUCGACCAGAGAAAGAGAUCCAACGCUGCUGUUCUGAUUGGAGCCUAUGCUGUUAUUUACCUGAAGAAAACUCCAGAAGAGGCAUACAGAGCUCUGAUCUCGGGUUCAAACGCCUCCUACCUGCCCUUCAGGGACGCUUCUUUUGGAAAUUGUUCCUACAGCCUCACAGUGCUGGACUGUCUGCAGGGCAUCAGGAAGGCUCUACAGCAUGGGUUCUUUGACUUUGAGACCUUUGAUGUGGAUGAGUAUGAACAUUAUGAGCGGGUGGAGAAUGGAGACUUGAACUGGAUUGUCCCGGGGAAGUUUCUUGCCUUCAGUGGACCUCAUCCUAAAACUAAAAUAGAGAACGGUUACCCUCUGCAUGCCCCCGAGGCUUACUUCCCAUACUUUAGGAAGCACAUGGUGACCACCAUCAUUCGUCUGAACAAGAAGAUCUACGAUGCCAAACGCUUCACUGACGCUGGCUUCGACCACUAUGACCUUUUCUAUGUAGAUGGUAGUACGCCCAAUGACAUCAUCACACGUCGCUUCCUGCACAUCUGUGAGAGCACGGAGGGCGCUGUGGCUGUGCACUGCAAGGCUGGUCUGGGUAGAACAGGCACUCUGAUUGGCUGUUACCUGAUGAAACAUUACCGCUUCACGGCAGGCGAGGCCAUCGCCUGGAUCAGGAUCUGCAGACCAGGCUCUGUGAUUGGACCACAACAGAAUUUUCUGGAAGACAAGCAGGCUGCACUGUGGUUGCUGGGCGACAGCCAGCAUUCCCAGAAGGCCAAGCUGGAGGAUAGGGCAGUGCCUCACCUCAUCACCAGUAUGGACGACCUCACACUAAAGCCCACCCACAACAGCAAUGUUUGCAGAUCGCCGAGCUCUGACCGUCUUCAGGAGAGUGAACGAACAGACAGCGGGCCAGCUCUGACUCAGGGAGACAAACUGAGAGCCUUGAAGAGCCGACGUCCCCCUCGCCCCACCACCACCGGAGCCCUGAGAGUGGAGGAGAUGAAGAUGCACAGCAGAUCAAUGUCACAGCCACUCAGAUUGUCGAUGGGGGUCGGUCAGGGCCACAUAUCCCCUCUUAAGUCAUCCAAAUUCCCAGCAUCCUCUGCCUCUGCUGCAGCUAAGAGGAUCGGAAGGAGUCCAUCAUCAUCAGCCUCAAACAUGAGGAGCUCAGCCCUCAGCUCUCGGUUGGCCAGCUCUCUCAGCGAUCUGUAUGCUGGCGACAUCGAAGAGGACAGGAAUACUCCAUACUCCUCUCUUCCACCCUCCUCCCCUUCCUCCUCUGUGUCUCUGAGCUCCUCCCCCUCCUCUCUGGCCCAACUGUCUUUGUCCCACUAUGGUAACAGUCCUCGCAAUGUGCAGCACGAGGUCAACAACAACAGCGGUCCAUUUGGUGGCUCUGUGAUGCCCACCGCAGGGAAAAACUUCAUUCGGACAGGGCCUCAGGACUUCAGCCCCUACAGGGGCCCUGGGCCCUACGGCGCAAUGAAAGGCCCCUCAGGACGCUACCUGAGCCGCUCCAUACCUUCUCUUCAGUCUGAGUACAUCCAGUACUAAAACUACAGGUCUGGCCUGAGGACACAUUGCCCUUCUGAUCACCCAGAGCUGUUCCUGCUGGGUGCUCCAAGGGAAGCUAAUAAAUCAGAUAGAGUUUCUCUAUCAGGACUAAAGACACUCUGAGAUGGUACCAGCUGCUCUCUGUUCAUAUUGUAUGUAAAUGAACUUUUUGUAAAUAUGAUGUUUGGCUGAAAAUAUAUUGACAUGAAAUAGACAUAUUUUAUAUUUCUUAAAUGUGACAGAAGACAUAUUUUUGUUUUAACAAUAUUAAUAUUUUAGCUUUUUGUUUUUUUGUGGUUUUUUGGGGGGGGAUAAAUAGGGGGUUAUUUGACACAAAAUUUUUGUCCUGUUUUAGAUACUUUAGAUUUAUUUUAGAUUCUUUUGUUGAUGUGACUGAUCAGUGUUGUUUUUUUCUAGUCAACAGCAAUAACAAUUGAAAAAGAAGGGACGCAAAAACAGAAUGUUAGCAACUAAUCUCAGGGGAUUAAAGUGCAUAUGUGCGUGAAUGUGAGUGUGUGUCGAUGUCCACUCGGCCUUACAGAAGCAUUUGCAGACUAGAUUUUGUAAAGUCGUCAUAGCAAAGACAACAAAAACUGCCUUGUCUCCUUGGAUCAGCACUAUAAACUGUAUAUAAAGGUGGACGACCCAUCACCACCUCCUCCCAUCGUCCAAAAGUGAAGCCAAAAUAUGGAUACUGCUAUCUUAUAUCUUAUAUCUGAUAACGGCAUGUACAACUAGAGUCUGCGCAGUAGUGACCACGGGGCUGAGACAAGGAGGUCCCGCCUGUCUUGGACUGCUGGGGACACUCUUUAGGCACUUGUUAAUUCCUACAUAACAAUGAUAACUGCUUGCAGUCUGGCUAGCUAGCUAACUAACUAUAUAUCAACUACUUUUCCCCAUAGAUUGCUCCUGGAAUUAGUGAUUGUGCAGGAAGCAGGUCCUUGAAUACUUCUUCUUCAACCAUGGGUCUCUACCAAACACACUCUAGUUGCAAAUGACAUCACUCGCACAAGAUGGCAGUGCCAACUUCUACCAUGUUUGGCAUUACUUUUGUGAAGCUGUGAUGUUUUAUAUGUGCGAUCUCUGGAGGUGAAACCAUUAGAUGCCUCACAAAUAAGCCAAUUAACAGAAAAUGAACUGGAAACAAUUGUAAUAACUAAUUAGUAAUUUUGUAAUUACUUCUGCUCUAAAUUCACUGGUUCAAACUCCUUUAAUGUAAAUAUUUUGUUAUCAGAUAAGACAAGCUAUCUGAAAAAGCUUAUUUGGACUUUGGGAACUGCAAUUGUACCAUUUUUUUUUUUUGCAUUUAAAAACAAAACUCAUCAAAUUAAUCAGUGAUAAAAAUUCUAAUUAGUUGCAGCCGAGUCUUGCCUGAGCAUUGGCCCUGCUGUAGAAACAAAAAUCGCACUGUGCUGGAUAAAUCUAUAACGCUGAAAGAGUUCCUGCAUCAGUUCCUGGGGUAAAGGUCCUGAAACAAUACAAACUGAACAGGUCAUGUAGCACCCCUGAAAAUGUUGGUAUUACUGUGUUUGCUGGGGGUUUUCCUUGUCAUCUUGCUGCAGUGAUGUACAGGUGUAGUCCAGGACAGCGACAUCACUGCUAGGUGUGGUUACAGGUAAUGCAGCCAGAAAGGGCAGAUGCUUUGCUUUUCAGCCUGGUAUUGAGUUACUCUUCCAACCUUAACUAAAGAUGUUCUGUAAGGGAUGCACAAUGUCAGUUAGGAACAAGGCUUCUACCUCAUCUGAUGACAUCUUCACAAUGUUUUCUUUAGUUUACAGUCAUAUUGAAUGUUAGAAAUAACUUGACAUGUUACAAACAUGUCAGACACUCCAGAGCCUUUAAGACAUUCAUGAGGAAAUGGCAGACACUUAAGCUGCUUAGAUCAAAACAGAAGAAAACACUUCUUUACCCUUAAGCAAAAUAUUUUCAAAAGAUGUUUGAAUGUUGACUCUUGUCACAUGGUUAUUUACGUAUACAGGAUCCUAAGUGCCUUGAACAUUUUACUGCUUGUUAUGUUUGAAUAUUUCGAUGAUUUGAUAGAAUUUAUUAUGUUUAGUACAUAAGGAAGUCUAUUUUCAGCUUACAGCAACAAAAGCUUUUAUUUUGGCGUAACUUAUUCUUGUUAUGAAGAUGUUUAAAUGAAGUUGUUAUUUCACUCAUGAAUGUCCUGAUCCUGUAUUUAAUGUAACAAAGGCUUUUAUUGAGAGAGAAGUUAAAAAAAUAAUGUAGAUAUUUUUUCUUUUAAAUGACAGCAGAAUUUCUGCCAGGGCAAUAAAAUACGUAUUCUUCAGGAUUUUUUUGGAUCCAUGUGCUUUGAUAUGAUAAGUCAAGGUGGAUGCACUUCAGUCAAAACCCACAAGGCUAAGACAUAGCCCCAACUGUGAUUCAAAGCAAACACACGUCCAAGCUAUAAUACUCAAGAAAGUGGCCUAAUGAAAUGUGAAAUAACACCAGACACAAAAAUUAAAUUUUGGGGUCUUUUAUUCCUCAACUACUCAAAAGAAUAGGAGCCAUGUUAAUAUAGAUUUGGAGUGAUUUCUUAGUAUGUUAUAAUGAAUACAGGGAAUGCACUGGAACGCUAGACUUCAGUGCAUUUAACAUUCCAUCCCAUAGACAUUUAAAUCAUAGUACAUAACAAUUUGAAGCUAAGUUAAAAAAUCAUUUGCCUCUUAGUGCCCAACAAUGUAAAGCUCAGUGCAUAAACACUUUAAGGCUCAGUGUAUAAACACUCUAAAGUUCAGUGCAUAAACAACUGUAGUGGUUGUCCCUAAUGAAACAAAAGAAAAAACAAAAUACACACAACCACACAGUUAAUACAUCACAGGUUAUCAUUAACAACAACACGUAAUAAAAUUAAUCAGAAUACAAUUCCCUAUACUCACAGUAGUCUUAGCUGGACUUAGCUAGUAGCUGAGCUUCUUCACAUGCCCACGUCGCGGCAUGACAUAAAGCACAGUUUUCCUCCUGCAAACUUAGAAAUAUUUCAGUCCUGAGUAUAUUCACAAACAGACACAGUUACAACAUAUUUACAGGGUAUGAACUUAACACGUUAACAGUCUUCUUCACUUCACCACCCUCUCACCGACACAAACGAUACACAGCGAUAAACGUCGGCAUAACGACAUCGCCGUCGGCGUAUAAACAGUACAAUUUACGUUCAUACAAAGUCAACCCAGGAUGCACAUGUAACUCGCUGUGCAAAUAAAGUACUUUUAGGGCAUAUUUACCCGUUUUUGUCAGCGAAAUAUCACCACACUAGUACUCAGAAAUUCCCGCGACCCAGCGGCGACUCGGCGUUCUCCUCUCUCCCAGUUUUCCCUGCAUUCCUUCAUGACCGACUUCUGACUGACGGAUUUGUACACCCGCACAGGGCGCAGCGCCUUCUUGUGGCAUAAUUGUUAAUUGUCAGUUUUCCACUUGGCAACACUAAAGGUCAAAACUACAAGAUUAAGUCAUACAAAUACGAAUGAGUUCAUUCUUAACAAACAUUAGUCAGAGUCAAAACCCAUGACCCCAAACCAAGUCAAGGCUGAGAUACAACUACCACAGUCUAGAGCAGGGGUCUCAGACUCAAACUCGAUAUUUUGUGGCCCUCUACUUGACAUCACAGUUUAGUGUUUGUGCGGCCCACAUGUUUUUCUCACAUGCACCUGCGCGAGUUGUUGCCCUGGGCGUGUUCUAUUUUUUUUAUCAGUUGUGGGCUACUAUAGCUCAGGCUCGUGACAGCAACGCGAAUUAGCAAAGUUAGUCACUUGAAACGUGAUUCGGGAGUGUCACGGAGUGGAGGGAAAAUAUAUCCUGUCACCCAGUGGAAAUGGUUUUUUGUUGGGGUUUUUUUGGUUUGUUUUUUUCUGUCUGUGUGAAAAGCUCCUCUCCACCAUGAACUUUAAUAAGUCAAAGUACAGGUCCAAACUUACUGAUGAGCAUCUUCAAGCCAUACCAAGGUUCUCAAAUGCUUCCUCUCUCAAGCCAAAUGUGGCUCAGCUGUGGAAGCUGUGGAAGCGCUGCCAGGUCUCAGGUAGCAAGGAGUAGGUAGGAGAAGCCUAUGUUCUGAAGAAUGUUCAUGUUUUGAAUUGUUAUUAAUAAAGAUUGAGAAGACUA
This is a messenger RNA of Stegastes partitus (bicolor damselfish), 6227 nucleotides long. Its product is annotated as dual specificity protein phosphatase CDC14A-like. The transcript is spliced from 16 exons. Gene Ontology annotation, biological process: protein dephosphorylation. Bases 270 to 2126 code for a protein of 618 amino acids. The record is from RefSeq and is a predicted model, not a curated record. NCBI's taxonomy places the organism in Eukaryota, Metazoa, Chordata, Actinopteri, Pomacentridae.